This is a messenger RNA of Ilyonectria robusta, 523 nucleotides long. RefSeq lists its product as uncharacterized. The transcript has a single exon. NCBI's taxonomy places the organism in Eukaryota, Fungi, Ascomycota, Sordariomycetes, Hypocreales, Nectriaceae. The coding region runs from base 126 to 359 and encodes 77 amino acids. The record is from RefSeq and is a predicted model, not a curated record.
CAGGAGUUUUAAUGAAAUUGAACAACUACGGAGUUAAAUAGGUAGCUACUUAAACUAGCAGCUUAGUCCAAAACUUGGAGGGGGAAGGUCUCCUCUUUUCUUUAGCUUCACGAACAUUGUCCAUCAUGCCUUGCUCCUUGACUCAAGCCGUCGCAACUGUUCUCAUCGCUAUUUCUUUGCACGCUUUGGGAAGCACUGGGUUUGAUAUUCGUGAGCGACACAUUUUCGUAUCUAAUCCGGGCCCCGACCUGCGUUGGGCUUUUCUUUUCGACUUCACGGCUGGCGACAAGCGCCUCUGUCUGUUGGUCGUGGCCUGCAACGAAGUGCAUUCCCACCACACUACUAUGAAACGACCCUAAGCUAGCUAUUAUACUUCAUACAGCCCAAUGUAUUCAUCCGACUGCAUAUAGUAUUAAUAGAUUUGAUACCUUUGUCUUGCCGUAAUUGUAAUUUUCUGAGUUGAGGUAUCUCAUGUGGCUUGCUUCGGAUUCGGACAAAGGAGAGGAAAGUCUCGUAGCUAGAC